Molecule: messenger RNA, 4784 nt
Organism: Vespa velutina
Lineage: Eukaryota; Metazoa; Arthropoda; Insecta; Hymenoptera; Vespidae
Product: ras-related C3 botulinum toxin substrate 1-like
Exons: 5
Coding region: 415-1002 (195 amino acids)
Biological process (GO): small GTPase-mediated signal transduction
Molecular function (GO): GTPase activity; GTP binding
Source: RefSeq, a predicted model, not a curated record
CACACAAAGUAAUUGAAACGAAUGAAACAGUUUCUAAAUAAUUUCGUGUAAAACAAAGUGUCAGAAAGAAGAUAUUGAAAUAAUAAAGUUUCAUUGUUUAAAAAAAAUAUUCAGCGUAUCUCAAAGUUAUUAUUUAAUAUCACGCAUUAUUACUCAUGUCUCUGCUGAACCAUUCCGAACAAUAACUUUUUCGAAACAGAGGGGAAGGGAAAAGGUGAUUGUCGAACAUCUGUCACCAAGCGAAGACUACGUCUGACUACGUCUAUGAGCUCGAAAAACCGCAACACCAUCAUGGCAUCUGCUUUUGUGAUUUUUUGAAGAGUGCUAACUACAUAUAUUCUAUAAACUAGUAUUAAAUAAGUUUCUUUUCUAGAAAGGAAUUGUUUUUUUUUUUUCGUAUUUUGAAUCAGAAUCAUGAGCUCUGGUAGACCUAUCAAAUGCGUUGUAGUAGGAGAUGGAACAGUUGGAAAAACAUGUAUGUUAAUAUCAUAUACCACAGACAGUUUCCCUGGAGAAUAUGUACCAACUGUAUUUGAUAAUUAUUCAGCACCCAUGGUGGUGGAUGGAAUUCCUGUAAGCUUAGGACUUUGGGACACGGCAGGCCAAGAAGAUUAUGACAGACUUCGGCCUCUCUCUUAUCCACAGACUGAUGUAUUUCUUAUAUGUUUUUCUGUAACAAGUCCUUCGUCUUUUGAAAAUGUUACUAGUAAAUGGUAUCCAGAAAUAAAACACCACUGCCCAGAUGCACCGAUGAUACUUGUUGGAACUAAAAUAGAUUUACGAGAUGAUCGUGAAACUUUAAUUGCCUUAGCUGAACAAGGACUUAGUGCCAUAAAGAGAGAACAAGGACAAAAAUUGGCUAAUAAGAUUCGUGCUGUAAAAUACAUGGAAUGUUCUGCUCUCACACAACGUGGCUUAAAACAAGUAUUUGAUGAAGCAGUUCGUGCAGUUUUAAGACCUGAACCACAAAAACGUCGACAGAGAAGAUGCAUUAUGUUAUAAAUUACAAGGGAAAUGGAAUCUCACUGAUAUAGGUAAACACUCACAUGAAAUGACAGACUGAAAUUAGUUUGGUCAUAAGAAAGAUACGAUAGAUGUACUAAGAAGAGAUAGCAGCGCAUACAAUUUAAUAAAUUUUUCUGGCAGCUGCAGUUCACCGUGUUACAAAUAAAGUACAAUUUACAACUUCCUGGUCCUAAUGUAAGUUGUAACACUGAAACAAGACUUGAAAGUUUAGACAACGAGAAAGUAUAAUAUUGUAAUAAUUUUACAACAUUACUUAUUAAAUCCAUAGAAAAAGUUUGGUACAAUUUUAUGCAGAGUGAACUUUUUAAAUUUAUAUCAUAGUACGAUUAUAUUUAUCGGUGAACUAGUCAGUAUGACGAUUAAUAGGAAACAAUCAUGAGAAAUAUGGUUUAAUGAUAGCUUUUCAUUUUAUUUUGCAGUAGACUUAUUGAUUAGAAGUAUACUCAUUAAAUUAUUAUAAUAUUGUGUGAAUGUGUUGUGUCUGUCAAAAAUAAGAUAAAAAAGGAUAACAAAGCUUUACUUAUCAUGGCUGCCAGAGUUUCGAUUUUUAUAUUUAUGACAGUAGAAAAAAAGGAUAUAUUCAUUUUAGGAGGUAUACAUGUUAGUUACUGUAGCAAUCGAUAUACUAACAAAUUUUACAAGUUGAAAAAUUAGUAUCAUAGACUUAAAUAAACAGUGCCAUAGCAUCGAAAAAUCAAAAAAUCAAAGCCAGCACUUUUUACAUCAAUUGUAUGCAAUAAAAUUAUUAACAAGAUUAAUAAAUCUUUUGCAGUAAAAUGUCGAAUUUCUACGUAAAUAAUAAUGAAAUAAGAUGACACUAAGUUCGACAUUCAGCAAUGAGAACUUGUAGAUACUAUUUUGAAAAUUAUUACUAUUCUUCAUGGGAUACUUCAUUGUUUACAAUUUAAACAUUUUAUCAACAUAUGCAUAGUAAGAGAAUGAACUGUAGUGUAUUUUGUGUAUAUUGAUAUUUAUUGUAUUUUGAUUAUUUAAAAGUUAAGGAUAUAUAUUAAUAUUAUUUUAUUGCAAACAGAUAUCAAAUAUCAUACUUUUUAAUUCCAUUGUUGCAUGUAAUAGAUACAGUAUUGUACAGGUUGUGUGUUACAUAGAUACAAUCUGACUAUAGACAUUAUUGACAUUAUUGAGAGCCUAUGAAUUAUUUUUCAUAUAUAUAAGUGAGCUUAUUUUGCAAAAAUAAUAAUCAAAAUAAAUGCGGAAUAAUAAAAUAAAAAUAAUGUGAAAUAUCAAUGAUAAGGAUAUGAUGCUAUGCACAGUUACACAAGAAAGAGAAUAGCACAAUGUAUUUUAAAUAAAACCAUAACAUUUUUUUCGUUUAAAUAUUUAUAGAUUUAAACUAUUGCACUCACUAAUGAAAAGUAUGAACAUGGUGCAAAAGUCAGUGUUUGCUAUAAAAUUCACUGCAAUUACAGUUAAAAUUUUUAAAAGACUUUCAUUGAUUUAUAUUAAACUACAAAUUCAAAUGGUAUUUGUGCCAUGGAUAUCAAAUAAAAACAUGCUCUAUAUAAGGGAUUCAAAUAUAACGUAGUGUGAUGAUAACAGAUAUAUUCCUCCACUUGUGAACAUGCUAUUUUUUAUAUUCAAAAAAUUUAGAAUAGAAAAGGAUAGGACUUGAGUGCCAUAUGCUUUUUAAUCUGUAAACCAACUGAAUGCCAUAUUCUGUUCGUGUUUAUAAUCAGUGUGAAUUUUGAGCAAAUUAUAACGCGAGUCCAUGAGUAAAGAAUUUUUAUCAUAGGUGAGAAUAUUCUAACAAGACAGUAAUGCUUGCUAGGUGUACAUACUGUAGCAUAGAAACAGAAAAUUUUGGAUUUCAAUCAGACAUAUAUAAGUUAUUUUUUUUUUUCUUUAUACAAUUUUGAGUACAAUAAAACAUUCAAGUAAUUAGAUGUUUGAUUGAGAUUUAAAAUAUGUCUGAGAUGUUUGCAGUAAACUGUAUGCUAUAAUAUUGAACUUAAUUUUUAAAACUUAGAAUAUUGAUUUUUAUAAAUUAAUUGUACAUGAAAUUUCUUUAUAAACUUCAACAAAUUGAAGUGAACUAUAAUAUGAUAUUUUAAUAGCUGCUAGAGGAUAUCUUCCAGAUUAAGACAUGAUUUAAUGAUGCAAAUUGUUAACUAACAAUUUUGUUGCAUCAAAUAUUGCACAGUUUUAAAUACAAAGAAUAUUUCAUACCUUUUUGACAUUUUAAGCCAUAGGAAUUUAUCCAUAUGUACGAUCGUACAUAUGUAUCGCAUAACGCACUAAGUUUAGAGAAUAAACAUAUAACGUUUAUGUAUUAUAUUACUAUGUUAUAUAUAUAUAUAUCGAUUUGCAUUUAUUGUAAGUAGUGCAAUUCUUUUAUAUAGCUUUUCAAAAUAAUUUGAUUUGCUCAUAUCAUAGUAUAUUAAAGAAUAAAAAAAAAAAAAUCUGUUAUAUCUUGAUAUAUCAAUGUAAUGCAUAUAUUCUGUUUUAAUUAAAAUCAAUAAUUGAAACUAUCGUGAUUAUAAAUAGAUUCAUAAAAAAAAAAAUUAUCAAAUUUGGCAAGAGAUUUUCUAAUUUUUACAUAAUAUACAUAGUAUCAAUCGCAAAUAAAGUAUUAAUAAUAUAAAAAGUAAUGUUUUUAUUCACGAUAUACGGUGUAACAUGUUUUCGAGGCAGCUGUUUUAAAUAGUUUAGCUUUAUAUUUAACUAUAUGAGAUCAAAACUUUUUAUAAUUUUCUUUUUUUAUUACAGAUUCAAUUAUAGGAUGAUAUAUUUAUCAAUGAUAGUACUCUGAGUACAAAUACAUCAAUAACAUAAAUUACACUACUUACAGCUCAUGCAGCUUAAGAAAAGUCGCAUUUUCCUUCUUGUUUGGAUAAUAUCACUAAAAAUGCUAUAAACCAAAGCUAUGUAUUACAAUCUAUUGUAACUUUUACAGUUUUUAUUAUAUACUUUUGCACAUAAGACUAUAAAUGAAUGUAUGAAGUGUAAAAAGAUUCUAGUCACAUCAUGAAUUAUCUUCUGACUUAUUUGUCUGAACAAUGUAAUGAAUUAAUAUUAUGUGUACUGUUGAAUCAUUCUGCAGUAAAAUAAUUUCUAAAUGAAAUAAAAACAUCACAUCAAAAAAGUAUAAUAAGGCAAACAAACAAAUGCGAGAUAUGGCCUAGCUUGAAAUAUUGUCAAUUUACAUGUAACAAUUCAAAACCAAAAAGGAGGAUAAAAAGAAAAAAAAAAAAAUAUACAUGCUAGAAUACGCUUUGUUAUGAAUAAUUUAUAAAAUUUAAUAUCUCUAUCUAUUUUCUUAAAAUUUUCUGUAACAUUAUACAUUUAUUAAUUAAGGCAGUAUAAGAGCACUUAUUAAAUCUUAUGCUAUAAAAGAAUGUUUAACUUAUGAUUAUUAAUCGUAAAUACAAAAUAUACUUUCCUUCUAUUGCAUUAAUAAUUAAUAAUCAAUUAAAUUUAUUAUUUGAUUUUAAACAAUCAUGAAUAUACAUUUAUACAUAUAAAAAAUGUAUUAAAUCUGACAUUUUCAUUUUCCACUUUUUUAUGAGUUUAUUCAAUUUGCAACUCUUCUGCUGCCAGUAAACUGAAAGACGGAGUUAAAUUAUUGUGGCCUAAAGUUAAUUUUAAUUAUCCUAUUUUUUUACACGAAAGUACAUUCUCGAUAAUUAUCACACAGACAACUGAAUCGCAUAAUGGCAUGUUCUACAUGGAAGCAUUUAUUUUUUAUUUAUAUGUAUUUUGAACAAAAUCUUUUUGAAUAAACUAUACAUUAUACAUUA